This is a messenger RNA of Podospora pseudopauciseta, 1702 nucleotides long. RefSeq lists its product as uncharacterized. Lineage: Eukaryota; Fungi; Ascomycota; Sordariomycetes; Sordariales; Podosporaceae. Gene Ontology annotation, cellular component: lipid droplet. The transcript is spliced from 3 exons. Bases 173 to 1474 code for a protein of 433 amino acids. Gene Ontology annotation, molecular function: phosphatidylcholine lysophospholipase A1 activity. The record is from RefSeq and is a predicted model, not a curated record.
GCCGACAGCCUUCAUGAGACACCUCGGAUUUUGGAACCCGCAUCCGGCCGCGGCACUUCUGUUUUUAUACAAAACAACAACGAUCUGUCAUUUUGCUUUAUUUGCUUGAUAUCGCUCUCUUGUCCUUUUUUGUUGCAGAUCGACCUUGAAUUUCUGACAAUAGCUCCAGGCCAUGGACGAGUACUCGGGCGGAACACCGGAAGCUGACCAUCUCUGCGUCUUGGUCCACGGGCUAUGGGGGAACCCAAACCACAUGAAAAACGUCGCCAAAGCCCUUCGCGAUCAAUUUCCCCCAAAUAAGCUGCGUAUCCUCGUCGCAAAGCGCAACAGCGGCUCCUUUACCUACGAUGGGAUCGAACUCGGUGGCGAGCGCGUGUGUUUGGAGAUCGAGGAGGAGCUGGCGUUGAUCAAGAGCAAGGGUGGAACUAUCAAGAAGAUAAGCAUCGCUGGCUACUCAUUAGGUGGACUUGUCGCAAGAUAUGCCAUCGGGCUGCUUCAUGCGCGGGGUGUUCUGGAUGACCUCGAGUGCAAGAAUUUCACAGCUUUCGCGAGCCCUUUCCUGGGAGUACGAGCCCCUUUGAGAGGUUGGUCAGACAGGAUAUGGAACAGCCUGGGCGCACGAACACUCUGCAUGUCUGGGAGGCAACUCUUUGGCAUUGACGAAUUCCGUGACACGGGCAAGCCUCUUGUUGCUGUUCUCGCAGAUCCAAAGUCGAUCUUCAUGGCCGGUCUGGCCCGAUUUCAACGACGCACGCUCUACACCAACAUUGUAAAUGACAGAAGCGCCGUUCAUUACACGACGGGGAUCACGAAAACGGAUCCAUAUGUGGACAUGUCAAAAAUCAAGACCAACCCUUUACCAGGCUACGACGGUGUCAUUCUCGAUCCAAAGAACCCAGUGUCCCCCGCCGCGCCCAGAGACCCAGAACCGCUGAUGCAAUCAGUCGAGAAGUGGGCAAAGCGAGUCCCAAUCAUCGCGACAAUAGUCGUCUUCGUCCCCGUUGCGCUCCUAGCUUUCUUCACCAACGCCGCCAUCCAAACAGUCCGCUCGUCUCAGCGUGUAAAACUCCACGAGAGUGGAAUGGCUGGUAUCAAAAUAGAAGGCUACAGAGUCAACCUCUGGAUCAAGGAAAUGCGCGAAGCUGUCGAGGACACCUACGAGAACAUCAAUAACUCGCAAACUCAACAAUACUUGGGACUGUCGGAGGAUGACGAUGACAACAGCUCGGAAGAUAGGCACCUGCUUUCGCUGGAGAGGAAACAGUCGCACCCGCAUUUCCCUACGUUGGCGCUGGCACCGUAUCAGUUUUCUGCUAUUCAGGCGUUGGAUAAGCUUGGGUGGAGAAAGUAUCCGGUUUGGAUACACAAUGCGAGGCAUAGUCAUGCGGCGAUCAUUGUGAGGAUGGAUAAGAAGGGGUUUGAGGAGGGGUGGGUUGUUUUGAGGCAUUGGGCGAGGGAUGAAUUUUUGGCUUGAGUAGAGAAUACCCAGGUGGAAUUUUGAAUUGGUUUUUUUGUUUGGGAUAUUUAAUGGUAUAGAGAGCGGGAGUUUGAGAGGUAGUAUUGUUUUAGCGAUGCUUGGAGAAGGGUUGGAUAUAUAUUACUUCGAGAUUCUUUUGUUGGGUAUGUUUUUUAUUGUCUCAUACCCAUCAGUAGAAACAUGCUUCUGUUUUCUUGCAUGCAAGCCUCUCAGCAAUGAUCGGGG